UGGUUCCACAGCGCUCGGCUGUACAGAUGAGGCACGCGGUUGGCAGCUCUUUCACACACUGUUUUUAUUCAAGUGAAAUUACAUGAAGAGCAGUGGAAGAAACCAAAAACGGCUGAUACAAGACACAUGACACCGAAUUACGAGUGACAGUUUGCGUUUGUAUCCCUGAAUCUGCGUUGUCCGCGUGCGUGCGUGUUCCUGCUCCCCUUUCCGCUGUUCCCUUGUGCCGCUCCGUUUCAAUAAAAGGCACGCACUCAACUUUCAUCUGUCCUCAGCGCGUCUCUGCCGUGCAGCCUGAAGGGGGCGCUCUACCCGAGCGUGAGCGAAAGGGCCUUCGCCGACCGAGCUCUCCGACGGUGCCGAAACCCUGUCGCCGGUCAAGGGCGAAGCGCGGAGAGGGCUACGCCGCGGCGCACGCACUGUAGGCCCACCGAGGUUCUUGCGCACGCUGUGGCCUCAACUCAACGCGAACCCGACAGACAGCAGGGCGCACGACAUCGCCCCCCCAGCGUUGCAGAAGAGGCCCCUCCCUCCACAGACCAUCAGCAGCGCCUCCGCCAGGUGGGACGGGGAGGCAGGCGGGCGAACGACGUCCGCUCGGAAGCGAACGUGGCUCCCGGUCCCAUUUGAAUAAGCCCUGCGAUCAGAACUGAGGUCACGUGUCCAGCAGGACGAACGACGGACCCACCGCUGCAUGUCAGACGUCCAUCGAUGUUGGGGUUUGACGUCCAUCGGCAUCAGUGUCUCUCCUGUUAUGGACCGUGGACGUGGGGAGAGGGAAGGUCACGGCCGUGUGAGAGUCAUGCCGAGAUGGGCAGGGGAUUGGAUUAUGGAAGGCACGGGAUUAGGAUGAGGAGAUGAGCCGAUACGCACACACACGCACUCUGAGCGAGAGAUGCGGCGGGGGCACAGAAGACACGGAAUCAGUGGAGGGAGAGGGACCGCAGACGAGGUACCGGGACAACGGCGGGCGGCUCUUCGAUCACAGUUUACGCACACGAGUGUUCGCUGUGAGCGAAGGGUGUUCUACUGAGCGCAGCUGAGCAACGCUGCAGGACAGCAGGUGGCGCAGUGGUUAGCGCUCCCACGUUCGAACCCUUGAUCGAGGUGCCCGCGCUCGACUGCUGCGUGAACAGGUAAAUCAGCGUAAGCAGCUUUCGGAGAAAACGGAUGAGUGAGAACACCAAGAGUGUGUUUCUGCGAAGGGUCAGCCACAGGCGGCACUGACACCGCAAGCUCCUGUGACGCAGGCGGGCGUUGGGUUCGCGCCCCAGGCACCUCGUCCUCGUCUCGUUCCUUCAGUGCCGCUUGUUGCCGAAGCGCUCCAACUGCACCGCGAGUGAGUGUGAGUGUGUGUGUGCGCUGAGAAUUCCUGCCUGGGCUGUGUCCUCAUGCCGUGUCUCUUGCCGAGCGCAGCUGAGCCAUGGUCCUCGACCUUGAGCGCGUGAUCCAGUGUGUGAAGCGCGGCGAUCAGGACGCCGUGCAGAAGCAGCUACGGGACUUCAACACGCAGCACGCCGAGUGCUUCUUCUUCGACGCCGAGGAGCGUGAGCGCAGGAAGCAACGGGAGCUGGAAGAGUUCAGACGCACCAAAGUGAGAGAGCGCAUCCCCACCUCCGACUCGGACCUGGACUCGAGCGACGGCGAAGACGACGACCGGGUCCUCAGACAGAGGCUGGCAGCCGCCCUCGUCCACUUUGUCGGGAUGCAGCUGCAGCCGGGGGCGCUGCGGGUCUGCCUCUGCACGCUGCGCAUCCUGUCCCGCGAGCGCCACGCCCUCACCCCGCUGGCCUCCGACACGGCGCUGCUCACGUUGGCCCGCCUGGGGGGCCUGUCCUCACCCCCUCCGUCCCACGACGAAGACGCGGACGAGCCGGGACGCGGCGGCCCGCCUGCCGGUUCUGACACCUCAAGCCCCUCCCAGAUGGCUCGAUCUGAGGAGCUGUGCAGCGGGAGCGGCACAGAGCGGGCCGACGGCGGUGCGGAGGUGGCGAGAGGCCGAGCGCUGGGCGAAGGAGAGGCGGAGGAAGAGGACGACGAUGGCGACGCGUGCAGGAAGGAAGCGCUGAAGGCCCUGUGCAAUGUCAUCUACAGCAGCCAGAGGGCGCAAGAGAGAGCGAGUGCGCUAAGGCUGCUCACCGCGCUCUCGAGGAGGCUCAAAGAGGGCCUCGGUGCACCGGCGCCCCCAAGUGGACGGUUCUAUGAGCUGCGCCUCCUUUUCCUGCUCACGGCCCUCCGGCCUGAACUGAGAGAGCAGCUGAAGCAGGAGAGGGGUGUGUCCUUGCUGACAGCCACUCUGGAGCAAUGCCUGUCGCUGCGCUGCCCUGAGGGCCAUGAGGUGCUCACUGACCACACAGCGCCCCCUGUCUCUAAGGAUGUGUCGGCGCACGCCAUGGAGGUCCUGAAGGUGCUCUUCAACGUCACUCUCGGCGCCCGCAGACAGGAGCCAGACGAGGAAGAUGCUGCUCUCUACCGCCACCUGGCGGCGGUGCUACGCCACUGCCUGCUGCUGCCAUGUGACGGAGAGGAGAGGACCGAGGAGCUUCAGGGGCACACGGUGAACGUGCUGUCGGUGCUGCCGCUGCGGUGCCUUGACGUGCUGCUGUCCGGGCACCUCGUCCACAGCUCGCACUGGUGGGAGGGACUCAACAUGGACUGCGUCCACGCCCUGCUGCUCUUCAUGGACAGACGACUGGACAGGGUAAGGCUGGCGGGGCGAAAACAGUUAUUCGCAGGACAAGGUGCCCCGGUGCCCUCUAGUAUAUGGCUCGAGCCAAGCACGCUGCUCCUGCUCCGGUCCAUACAGUACGGUAAAGUACAGUACAGCACAGUGAACAUCGAGAAGAAUCCAUACUGUGUUUGGGGUCAGUCAGAAUUGUCUCUUGUCAUCAGGAGUGAGGAAGUGUCCUUUUACUGGAUGUUACAGGGUCUGAAGCUCAAGCAGAAGCUGACGCCGGUCCUCAACCUGCUGACCGAGAGCUGCAGGGUGCACAGAGAGAUUCGCCAUUACCUACGGCAACAGAUCCUGCCUCCACUGCGAGAUGUGUCCUGCCGGCCGGAACAGGAGGCUACGCGGAGGGGCCGCCUCGCCCGGCUCAUGACGCACGUGGACACUGAUGUGAAGCACUGUGCUGCCGAGCUGCUCUUUGUGCUGUGCAAGGAAAACGUGCGCAGGUUCGUCAAAUACACGGGCUACGGCAAUGCGGCUGGCCUGCUGGCGGCCCGGGGGCUGCUGGGUGGGGGCAACGUGGGUGCCACUGAGGGGCGCUACUCCAGCGACUCGGAUUCGGACACGGAGGAAUACCGGCGGGUGAAGGCACGGGUCAAUCUGGUGACGGGCCGUGUGGAGGAGGAGCAGCCGGACCCCAUGGAGGGCAUGACGGACGAGGAGAAGGAGGCGGAGGCCCGCAGGCUCGUCGCCUUGUUCGACCGCCUCUCCAGGGACGAGAUUAUCCAGCCCGUGGGGGUGACUGCCGAAGGCAGACUGGCGCCGCUGCGAGGCGCCCAGAGGAACCGCUCCCCGGCAGAAGAAAGCGCAAGCGAGGAAGAGAGCGACGACGACUGAGCGCCAGGAGCACUCCUGUUACGAGAUACGGCAGGGUAGUGGCGGCAAAGUAGAAAAGUAGCGAGGUCAGUGUCGCACUGUGACCAGAGGAAAAAUGGUCAAGAGUCACUGAGACGCAGGACACGGGUGUGCGGUCACCUUCGCACGUCUCGUCACUGUUUUCACGCUCAGCAGAAUAAAACGUGUUUCUCAGCUCUACUUUUGGGUCAAGUCAUAGUGUCGUUACCACUGCCAUGUGCUCUGCGAACACAGCGGUCCCUGACACACUGCCACCAGUAACACACCGACACACACCGUCACCAGUGAGCCCUGCCUUGCGGACGAGUGCUGGACGAUCUGUGGCUUCCACGUGUACACCACUGAAGCCUCCACCCCGGUGUAAUACCUCCGGCUCUGUUUUUGUCUGCACUUUAAGGUAAAUAACAUACAACUUAGAGUUUUUCUAUUUCUUGUAAUUAGCUCCAUUCCAUAU
Scleropages formosus (Asian bonytongue) is the source of this 4037-nucleotide messenger RNA. RefSeq names its product synembryn-A. NCBI's taxonomy places the organism in Eukaryota, Metazoa, Chordata, Actinopteri, Osteoglossiformes, Osteoglossidae. Gene Ontology annotation, biological process: G protein-coupled receptor signaling pathway. Gene Ontology annotation, cellular component: plasma membrane; cytoplasm. The coding region runs from base 1424 to 3565 and encodes 713 amino acids. Gene Ontology annotation, molecular function: G-protein alpha-subunit binding; guanyl-nucleotide exchange factor activity. The record is from RefSeq and is a predicted model, not a curated record. The transcript is spliced from 12 exons.